CACUCGCCUCUCCUUGCAAAUCCUGGCCCGUGGUCGCUUGCGAGGCUUGCAAGCAGUUGAGGGCUGGCAUGCGCGGUGUUUGCCUCCAGGCUCUAUGAGAGCGACUCCCUGGUGCCCGUUUCGGCCUCUACGGUCUCUCCCCUCCCUUGCAUAGAAGGGGAUCCGGAGGAUCUCGAAGCACCCGUGCAGUCCGCAGCCAUGAGGGUGCUAAUAGGGGGUGGAACUGGAUUUGUGGGCCGAGCCCUAACGCAGCUGCUGAGGAGCCGUGGGCACGAGGUGACCGCUGUUUCCCGCCAUCCAGGGAAGGACCGGAUCACCUGGGAUGAACUUUCCCGUUCGGGGCUCCCCCCCUGUGAAGGUGCAGUCAACCUCGCUGGGGAAAACGUCCUGAAUCCCUUUCGAACGUGGAACGAAUCCUUCCGCCAAGAUGUGAUUGACAGUCGAGUCGAGACUACAGAGGCUUUGGCAAAAGCCAUCACAGAGUCCGAGCGCCCACCUCGCUCCUGGGUCCUGAUCACCGGCGUAGGCUAUUACCGGCCCAGCCACACCACCCAGUACACUGAAGAGAGUCCCGGUGGGGACUUCGAUUUCUUCUCUCGUCUGGUGACCCGUUGGGAGGCUGCGGCUCGAGUCCCCGGCAAGGCCACGCGCCAGGUGGUGGUGAGAUCCGGUGUUGUAUUAGGCAGAGAUGGUGGAGCCAUUGCCCAGAUGUUAUGGCCCUUUCGCCUCGGCCUGGGAGGCCCCAUUGCGUCUGGCUGUCAGCCUUUCCCCUGGAUCCAUGUGGCGGAUUUGGCAGGAAUCAUAGCGCACGCACUGGAGCAUGAAGGCGUUACGGGGAUCCUGAAUGGUGUUGCACCAUCAGCAGUUACCACCAGUAAUGGUGACUUUGCCCAUGCAAUGGGAUCGGCACUCCGACGUCCUGCCUUCCUGCCCUUGCCUGGCUUUGUGGUCUCUGCUGUCUUUGGUUCUGAGCGAAGCGUCAUGCUGUUGGAAGGACAACGGGUGGUACCCAAACGGACCCUCGAGAGCAAUUACCGUUUUGCAUUCCCCGACUUGCCCUCUGCCCUCCAGGACAUUCUGACCUGAUGUAGGAGAAAGAGGGGAUUCAAUAGCACUUUCUCAGCAGGUUACAAAAGGAGGAAGAAGCAAAGUCUUUUUUUAUUUCCUUCUUGGCUGUGAAUUUUUCACUACACUUCCUACGUAUAAACAUACAUUUUCAUAAACUCUUCCAGAAGGUUUGUGCAUCGUUUGUGAAAGAAAGGUUCUAGUUCUAGAUCACCCGGCAGCUUCUCCUGUAGCAGUUUCGUUUGGAAGAAUGAGUAGAUGUUAAAAAUGGU
Messenger RNA from Eublepharis macularius, 1337 nucleotides. RefSeq names its product short chain dehydrogenase/reductase family 39U member 1 (gene SDR39U1). The record is from RefSeq and is a predicted model, not a curated record. The transcript has 6 exons. NCBI's taxonomy places the organism in Eukaryota, Metazoa, Chordata, Lepidosauria, Squamata, Eublepharidae. The coding region runs from base 199 to 1086 and encodes 295 amino acids.